This is a messenger RNA of Lucilia cuprina (Australian sheep blowfly), 723 nucleotides long. RefSeq lists its product as uncharacterized. The record is from RefSeq and is a predicted model, not a curated record. Lineage: Eukaryota; Metazoa; Arthropoda; Insecta; Diptera; Calliphoridae. The transcript has a single exon. The coding region runs from base 1 to 723 and encodes 240 amino acids.
AUGACAGCAAAUGGUUCCAAACCAGAAUCAAGUGUGGUCACAACAAUUCAAACAUCUUGUGAUGAAUUGUUACAAAAGUUUUGGGAAUUGGAAGAGGUUCCAAAAAUGAAUAAUCUCACAGUUGCGGAAAAGCAAUGUGAGCAACAAUUUGAAGAAAAUUUUAAAAGACUUACAGAUGGUAAGUUUGAAGUUAAACUUCCAUUUAAAGAUGAACAGAAUAAAUUGGGUAAUUCUACCAUAAUAGCUAAAAGAAGGUUCUUUGCUCUAGAAAGAAAAUUAGAGAAAAACAAAGAACUUAGAUUGGAAUAUAAUGAAUUUCUUAAAAAAUAUUUGGAAAUGGGUCAUAUGGAAUUGAUAAAUAAUAAUUCGUUUAUGAAUAGUAAAUAUUAUUUACCACAUCAUUGUGUACUUAGGCCAGAGAGUACAACAACUAAGUUAAGAGUUGUAUUUGAUGCGUCUUGUAAGACAACAACUAAUAUUUCGCUAAAUGAUAUCUUACAUACUGGUCCUAGGCUGCAAGAAGAUCUUUUUAAUAUUUUAUUAAGAUUUAGAAAACAUCGUUAUGUUUUUUCAGCUGACAUUGAAAAAAUGUAUAGACAAAUCUGGAUUUCUGAAGCUGACAGAAAAUAUCAGUUAAUAUUUUGGCGCUGGAAUCCAGAUGAAACUAUUAAACAUAUGCUCUUAAAACUGUUACAUAUGGAACAGCUUCGGCUCCAUAUUUAG